AAUUUACUUGCAGUAAAUGAGCGGUGGCAUAGGGCUAUUCUAUAUAUGCUAUUGGCCUUGUCAAUUCGUGAUCUUUGUGAAACUAUAGUGGAAAGAUUAAAGACUAUUUAUGGUGACCCUUUACCUUCUGAUAUUAAUAUUCCAUCAGAUGAAUGGAUUCUACAAGCUCGGAUGCUUCAAAAAAACAGUGAAGAUGCACAUUAUUGUGCUGCACUUUUCUGCUAUCUUAGAGAAUUCUGUGAAGAUGUUGCAGUUUUUACCAGUAUACGAAAUCAACGUUCUAUGGUUGCACAAGAGAGCAAUUUGGCUGCUGCUGAUCAUGAUUUCACAAAACUAUCUUUAAUACCAUCAGUGAUUUUUUUUAUAUCUAUCCCCAAUGAAAUUUCAGGCCGAACAGAAUGGCUUAGGUUAAAAAAUAAUAAAUUUAAAUAUUACUCUCCCGCAAGUCAAGAUGCCAUUACAGAAGUAUUUGAAUCAAUUUUUAGAAUAGAUCCAACUUUAAAAAUUAAAAAAACUAUACAAAAACAAAUAUACCAGUAUCCAACAUUGAUUGGAUUUAUUGACACUCAUUGCCAAACACAUGCUUACAGUUUUCAGGUGAAAAAAUGUAAUAAUAUUUCUUGCUUGUAUUGUAAGCCAAUUCGUCUUCCAAUACACAAGUUUAAUAUGUUGAGCUUUCUUCCAGAUCCAAUUCCUUCAAAAGAUAAUAUAGAUCAUUAUGCAGCCUUUCAGAAUAUUUAUGGAACCAAAACCACAGAAGAAUAUCGACCAACAUAUAUGCAGUCACAGGAAAAAUCCGAGCCUAUCCCAAAAUCUAUUCUAAUUGCAGAGAAAAUCCAGGAUUAUAUAAA
Messenger RNA from Racocetra persica, 851 nucleotides. The record is from the annotation of a GenBank genome assembly. Lineage: Eukaryota; Fungi; Glomeromycota; Glomeromycetes; Diversisporales; Gigasporaceae.